Molecule: messenger RNA, 1223 nt
Organism: Eruca vesicaria subsp. sativa (arugula)
Lineage: Eukaryota; Viridiplantae; Streptophyta; Magnoliopsida; Brassicales; Brassicaceae
Source: the annotation of a GenBank genome assembly
CUCAACCACAAGACCAACGAGAAAACGCGCGUUAUACUCUUUUCCAGAAAUGGGGAAGAGACCGCCGAACCCAUCAGACAUCGAAAACGGACUACCACCAUUACCACCACCAGCUCGACCUCCGUUUCGCCCUCCCAUUCCCGUGCCAUGGUACGCGUGGCUCGUGCCUCUCAUCUUCGCAGCCAACUUCAUCACAUUCGCUACCACAAUGUAUGUGAACGAUUGUCCCGCGAGAUCAGAUGAGUGUAUUUUGUUUGAUGUCCUUGGAAGGCUUUCGUUUCAGCCGAUGAAGGAGAAUAUGCUCCUGGGUCCUUCUAUUCCCACGUUGAGAAGACUUGGAGCUCUCGAGAGGAGACUUGUGGAGGAAGGUGAGAGAUGGCGUCUCAUCUCUUGCAUAUGGCUUCACGGUGGGCUCCUUCAUCUGCUGGCUAACAUGAUCAGCCUCCUCUGUAUAGGCAUGCGCCUUGAACAAGAAUUUGGAUUCUUGAGAAUAGGAGCCUUGUAUGUUCUCUCUGGUCUUGGUGGAAGCCUUAUGUCUUGCUUGACAGAUUCAAGAGGAGAAAGGGUAUCAGUAGGAGCAUCUGGCGCCUUGUUCGGGUUACUAGGUGCAAUGCUCUCAGAGCUGAUCACAAACUGGACAAUCUAUGAAAAUAAGUGUACCGCACUUAUGACAUUGAUCCUGAUCAUCGCACUGAACCUAAGCGUCGGAUUCUUACCACGUGUAGACAACUCUGCUCAUUGUGGAGGGUUCCUAGCAGGUUUCUUACUAGGGUUUGUCCUUCUUCUCCGUCCGCAAUACGGAUACGUGAACCCCAAGUACAUACCUCCUGGCUAUGACAUGAAACACAAGAAAUCAAAACACAAGUGUUAUCAACACAUCUUCAUGUUUACAUCUCUAGUCAUCCUUCUUGCGGGAUUCAUAGCGGGAUAUGCCAAGCUUCUCAGAGAACAUACCGCAGGGAACGUGCCAUUCAGGGAUGUCAAUUAGCAUCUUGUAGCCAGCAGCAUCACUGACACAUCGUCUGUAAAAGAUCAUUUCACAAGAUCCCAAAAUUUUCCCACAUUUGAUACAAAUAUCAUCAUCGCAAAGUGAUACAUUUGACGAAUCAAAAAGUAUUACGUAUGUAUCAUACAUUUCCAAAGGCUGUUGUAACUAUACAAUUUGUAUAAGAAAAGCGUAUAUUAACUGUAGGAAACUUUUUUAUACUAGUUUCUGUUGUAGC